CUGUGCAUUCACAUCACGCGUUCAAGGAACGCAAUGCCGCUUUCACGGGCCUCUUCUAAGCACGAUGAGGUCCGCACUGUAUCCCAAAUAUUGAGUGUCUUGCUUAGGUCUAGACACCUCAAUCAUGAACCAACGCUACCAUGGUCCCAGAGUAUCUAGGCGAGUACGAAGUUGGGCCAAACCUGGAUCGACGCGAUUGCGGCCGCUGAACUGCUGCGUACACCAUGUAGCAGGAGAUUCACAUCUGAGUCUGAACGAACUCUGUACAAUGAUGUGACACCCGGGCACGCCUAGCGUUCGUGCCUGCUAGGUGUUCGUUACCUUGGCAGAAGGAACAACUCCGAAAACAACAGUCUCCUAUAUCGAUGAUGUCAUUGGUUACAAUCUUUGAGAAAGGUCUCAAAAAGGUCAAUGGGGUGCACGAGGCAUCGCCUUAGUGCAUUUUGGAAAGUGUGGUCAGGACAGCAUGUCCUGCGCCGGAGAAAAAGCACUCUUAGAGCUUCUGUCGUCGUGCCGGCAGCAGCCACAGAAACCUCGAGAUCAGCAUCACACCCAUUCUACCUCUCGCGUAUCAACAUGCCACGUAGAUAUCCAACCUUAAGGAGCUUCAAAGCUUUCCACAUCUGGCCCAAUCGCGGCGAUCUCUCUGACGGCGAUGAGUGCUGUAUAUGCUUCGACCCAUAUGACAACAAUGCACAUCAACCAGUGGGAGUUACUAGCAAUAGCGAGUGCGAUCACGUAUUUGGACGCCAGUGCCUUGAGUCCUGGCUUGACAGCACCUGCCCCAACAAGAACACAUGUCCAGUCUGUCGCCGAAAAUGGUACACCAGAAGCUCGACAGGUCAGCCUUCCCCCAGGGACACAAACACUUCACAAGUGUUGGCUCUUCCCGCUCUGGCCGCAAUUUCAAGACGCGACAAUUCUGAAUCGAGAACACUUCAGCGGAGUCCUUUAAGAAACUUGAUUCAUGCUCUCGAUGAUGUUAACGUCUCCCAGCAUGUAGAGCAGCUACUUAGCAACAUCGAAGCUCUCGAAGCUUUGGAGCGUGCAGGCGUACCACCUAUCGAUCGAGUGACCAGGACUAGCCUGCAACAAGGAGAAGCUCGCAUACAUUCGUUUCUGGAGAGGAACGCUACGACGAUACAAGCCUCGACGGGCACUACUGUUCAUCGCUCACAGCCUCGUACUGGUGCUCGGGGCAUUAUGGAGAGAGCCCCCAGACAUCAGCCUGAGAUGACCGCAGAGCUUGAACCUGGUGAGGAUCCGUAUUCGUUACUUGGCAUCGCCAUUCGAAGUAGCACAUUUUCGUUGCCAGAGCUCCCGCUCGCCCGCCGGCGUUCGUCACAGCAGUCUGCUCUGUCGUCAGAGGAUGCAGGCCCAACUUCCAACAGAUCAGAAUCUCCGUCUUCUUUGCGGACCACUGUUAGAAGUCAAUCAAGUCGCGUAGUGUCCACAAAUCCGCUACCACUACCAAACUCGCGAGCAGGACGACGUAACGCAGUACCUUUACAAUCAUCAAACCAAGCUCGAACGUACCGUGCGAUCAAUCUACCAGUUGCAGAGGAGCACCUAUCUACGAGUGAGGCUCAUAACAGUAAUAGCGCGCGAGAUAAUGGACCACUCUACGAUCCCCAUGCCACGCUAGCUGAUAUUGCGGAGGCAGAGGGCAGUGUCUCAUUACCCUCUUUCGCGAGCCCACCAGCUAUUCAGACAAUGGGAAGGACUAUCGACAAUCGACGCGUUGUUCACGAUCUUAGCUACGGCAUAGAAGAAGAUCAAAUUCCUCUGCUCAGAUACCGAGCAAGCAGCACGCCAUGGUUCGCGGACGACCCCCAACCGAUUCAUACAUCCACGCAGCCCAUAACAACACUUGCUGUUGUGCAUAGGUCAACCAGGCACAGAAGCCAAGCAGUGGCAGCCUAUGGGCCCCCGCGUGGGCACCCGCGUAUGAUUGGUAUCACGAUUUUGCGUGAUCUAGUUACACGCAAUCGCUCGAGAUGACGCAGAUGCACAUGUGCAAUCUUGUACCUCAAAACUGUACCGUCAUCGGCUAAGACAUACUAUAUGUUCAGCUGUCCUUAGAUUGUAACAUGGAUGUUGGCAGAGGCUUGUCUUUGGAAGCUGUUAUAUCUGCAGGCAUGCAAGCAAAUCGAUCAUUAUAAUCAUGAUAAUUAAUGACGACCUUGUGUGUAUCACCUUGCCGUAUAUUUUUGACCAAUGAGAGUAUGUUCUGAUUUGUUAGCGUGUAAGAUGAACCAUGG
Messenger RNA from Boeremia exigua, 2261 nucleotides. RefSeq lists its product as uncharacterized. The transcript is spliced from 2 exons. Gene Ontology annotation, molecular function: ubiquitin protein ligase activity. The record is from RefSeq and is a predicted model, not a curated record. Gene Ontology annotation, biological process: protein ubiquitination. NCBI's taxonomy places the organism in Eukaryota, Fungi, Ascomycota, Dothideomycetes, Pleosporales, Didymellaceae. The coding region runs from base 412 to 2001 and encodes 529 amino acids.